This is a messenger RNA of Culicoides brevitarsis, 1956 nucleotides long. RefSeq names its product putative glutathione-specific gamma-glutamylcyclotransferase 2. Gene Ontology annotation, cellular component: cytoplasm. The record is from RefSeq and is a predicted model, not a curated record. The transcript is spliced from 3 exons. Lineage: Eukaryota; Metazoa; Arthropoda; Insecta; Diptera; Ceratopogonidae. Gene Ontology annotation, molecular function: gamma-glutamylcyclotransferase activity; glutathione specific gamma-glutamylcyclotransferase activity. The coding region runs from base 954 to 1721 and encodes 255 amino acids. Gene Ontology annotation, biological process: glutathione catabolic process.
AAAGUGUGCUAGUAAGCAACCUUGUAUUCCGUGAAAAUUGUUAAAAUUUAUCGGAAAUUGAUCAAAAUUUUCUUGUGAAAAGCUAUUUUUGAGAAAAUCAUCAAAAUUUCAGUCAUUUAUUCACUUUUUGUGAAUAAAAUCAACAUUUGAGAGGAAAAUAAAAAUCGAUAAAUUCUUACCUCACAUAAGGAAGAAGAUAUUGGCUACAAAAAAAUUCAAGGACACCCAAAAUACUUCAGUGAUUAACUAAAUUUCAGAAGUAUUUCUCGUUUUUGUGACUUUUUUGAGAGAUUUUCAAGAUGUCUUGUGGUGGUUGUUGUUGUUGUAAUUAAAUGAAAGGCACCAGAGCAAUCAAAAUGGCAUCAGUUGCACAGAAAACUAAAUCAAAUGCAAGUUCGGCGGCUAUCGCCUUUGCUGGUUUCGCAAAACCAAAAGACUUAAAUAGACAAUUGAAAAGUGCGCGAGUGAAAAUGAACUUAAUGCUGCAUAAGUCAAUUCGAAGAAAAGACAAUUUUACUUAGUGCUGAAUAUGAAAAUUAAAGAAAAUGUCUAGAUGAACUCCUAUCAAAAAUUUAUGUUUAAGAAAAAUUAAUGAAAAAGCAGCUAAAAAAAAUUUUAUUGUAAGAAAAUUAACCAUAAUUGGCUUAAAUCAAUCAACAAGUGAAUCGGAAAAUUGAAAAAAGUGAAAACCACUCAGAAAAAAUUUUACCGUUAAGAUUCAAGGAUUUUUGGCUCAUCUUUUCAAUCACUUCUAUAUUGAUAUCAUUGGAAUUUUAUCAUAAAAAAAUUGAAAAUUUCACCUUUUUGGAGUAUCUGGACAUCAUCAACGUAUUCAGCGGCUUUCAAACUACCUCCCAGCCCACUCGGGGCAGCCUUUGUGGCAUCUAAUUGAUGAUCAGUGGCACCACUGACUUUCGGUAUUUUGCUGAUUUAUUAAACUUUUCGGACCAAUCAUGGACGCGAUGCAACUGUUGGACUUUUUUGACGUCAAUCACAACGUCUUGUGCGACGUAAGACCUCAAACGGCACCUCAAGAAGAAAUUCCCACAGCCUGGAUUUUCGGCUACGGCUCGUUAUGCUACUACCCCGGAUUCGAAUUUGAAAAAUGUGUUCUCGGAUACAUUCGCGGUUACUCGAGAAAGUUCUGGCAAGGCAAUACCACACAUCGAGGUGUGCCCGGCAAACCAGGAGUUGUGGCAACGUUAAUUGAAGAAAAAGAGGGAAUCACUUGGGGAUGUGCUUACAAAAUAACCGGCAGUCUCGCAUUGGAAUAUUUGAAGCAACGUGAAUGCACCUUAGGCGGCUACGUAACGGAAAUGACCAAAUUUUAUCCGCGCAACAAUGGAGAUGCGUUCCCAGCAUUACUUUACAUCGCUACGCCCGUCAAUGAGCACUGGAUCGGAGAACUUCCCGAGCAAAAAUUGGCUGAAAUGAUUGUCGACUCACGCGGACCUUCAGGACACAACGUGGAAUAUUUGAUACGUUUAGUCAUCUUUAUGAGAGAAGAAUUGCCUGGAAUGGAAGACGAACAUUUGUUCAAGUUGGAUAAAUUUGUCAGGCAAUAUUUGUUGGAGCGAAAAAUGAGUCUCAGCGAGUGCAUGGGACCUCCAAAGCCACCAAUUAGACGUGAUAUGAAUGCGAAUGACGUGCCUGCACGACCAACAACUUUUGAGCACACGUCACGUGUUCCUAGUCGCCGUUUGCGUUGCUUGAAUAUUUAAAAGUUUAAUAAAAAAGGCGAUUAAAUUUAAUUAUUUUUGACUUUUUGUCACAAAAGAAAUAUGAAAAUUAUACAAAAAAAAAAAAAUUAAACAAAAAAAAUUAAUAAUUUUUUGAAUAAAAAAUUUUGAAUUAUUUUUAAGUUAACACAAGUUUUUCAGUUAAAAAAAAUACAAAAAAAGUAAAAUCGAGUGACAAAAAUUCAAAUAAUAUUAAAUUUAAUCGCCAAAGCAAAAU